GCCACCACUGUUCCGGCUCAGUGAGAGACAACUCCAAAAACGGUGUCACUCUUCUCUUCCUCGAUGUUUCUCAGUACUCCCUAGUCGCCAUCGAUACUCAGGCAUGUGCUGUUAUAGCCAUUCGUUUAUUGGUUGCAAAUUGGGGCUUAGACAGAGUGGCAUCUAUCGUGGAAGAGAUUGUAAUGGCAUUGCUUUCACUUUUAAGUCUGAAAAGCAGAAGUUACAGGAAGAAGUUGUUGAAACUCUGACAAAAAUUAUAGAUUCGAUACCACUGGCCAAUUUUGGCAAUUAUUGCGAUACUGCAAUUCCCCCACUACAAGAGAUUCUGUUUCAUGACUAUAGUUCAUCUAGAUUGUUACUCCGUGCCAAAUGUCUAGAAUGCAUAAGGAUUGUCUUCAAAGCUGAGCAAGAGCACCGGAGUCUCAUACAAGUGAAUGUUCAUGGGGUCAUGCAUUCUUUCACAUCACUUGAAGGAGAAUUGAGGAGGACGGAUUACUUAACAAGAGAUCAUAUCUUUAAGCAUGUGGUGGAUGCAUUUCUUGAUGUGGGAGGAGUGGAGAAAGCAUCUGUCAACACUUUUCACAAGCUUAUCCGAGCUCUGUGUGGAACAAAAUCUCUAAAAUUGGGUUAUUUCUCAACAAAGAUGCUACUUUGUCCCUAUUUUAGAUUUUCCGAAUUUUCGCCAUUUACUUCGUCUGGAGAUCAUUUUUCCAUGUUUCAACUCAAGUUUUCUGAGAAAUGUCACGUACUUCAAGUUCUUACAAUUAGUAACUGGGAGGAGCAGAAACCAUUACAUUUACAAAGUUGGGCGCAGCCAACAAGGGUUCCUAAUUGUCUUCGAUCACACCUGACCUCUUUUGAGUUUGACGGCUAUCGAGGACUUGAAGAUGAGCUGGAAUUUGCCAAAUAUAUUUUACGAUAUGGAUUUGUUUUGAAGGCAAUGAACAUCAGUUCCCACAGAUCGUUGGACUUAAGCGAAAAGAGGGAUAUUCACAGACACUCAUUAUAUGAUAUACGACCGGGCUCUAGCGUGUGCCGAUUUUAUUUUUUUUGAGCUGAAUCUCAUUAAGUGCUUCUCACUUUUAUUGGAAAGGUUUGGAGACCGUGGUCCUUAGUGCGCCUUGUGUUGCCAUGUUUUGCCAGAUGCUUUCGGCUUCACUAAAGUAUUUUAUAGACAUUUAACCAGGACAUGGUACACAAAGUUCAAAAUUAUAGCCAACAUUGUUUGCUGGCCUAGUGAAAUAGUUCUUCCCCUCUUGGUUUUAAAUUUAUUGACUUUUUUGUGCAGAAUGGGGAUGGAAGUGCCGUCUUUUGGCCUUCUGUUCCCACCACUCAAAUAUAUGCCAGGAAGAAAUAUCAACCUGGUUACUUAGUGUUAUUUCAACAUAAUUAUUGAUUGAGGUUGCUUUUCCUGGAGAGAGAUAGACGUACUAUGUGCUUCUUUUGUAUUGAGUUCGCUAACUCCUUUUUCUUAUUAAAAUGAAAA
Messenger RNA from Gastrolobium bilobum, 1486 nucleotides. RefSeq lists its product as uncharacterized. The coding region runs from base 104 to 1054 and encodes 316 amino acids. The transcript has 9 exons. NCBI's taxonomy places the organism in Eukaryota, Viridiplantae, Streptophyta, Magnoliopsida, Fabales, Fabaceae. The record is from RefSeq and is a predicted model, not a curated record.